AACUGUGAGUGUGAAAUAUUUUACUCUAGUUAAAACCCUAAUAAUAAAAUGGUUUAGGUUUUUCAGAGAUAAACAAAACACACAGGUUGUCUUUUUUUAUUUUGAUUUGGAGAUGUGAGGUUUUGCCUCAUCAAUCAUCAUGCCAACUACUGAAUAAACAUAUGCUAUUGUUUAUGAAACAGAUCUGUGAAAAUAAGAACGUAAACUCCUGUAACUGUUUCAUUUGGAAAACCGUGUCUCCAAAUAUCGGCCUUCAUGGACCGGUUUCCAAUACGAACUUGCCACUCAAAACAAGGCGGAAGCGCUGACGGGUCGUUUUUUAACGGGCAACGAAGUCAGUAGUGCUGCUCCAUCUUCCUGUGUGCCACGUUUAUAAGAGUCCGACUUGAAAGCUCCGCAAGGUGUUCAGAAAAUGAGAUUUCGAUGUCGGGUUUUUUUCAAUAUAUGUCCACGUUAAAAUUAGUCUUUAAAGCAUGUCUAACAUGGAGUGGGCCGAGUCUCAGCUCGCUGAGGUAGAGCUGCUUACCAGCAUGUUUCCCGGUCAGGACGAGCUGGAGCUAACCGACCAGCUGGCUCUGGCUGACCUCAGGAGCUACGUGGAAAACUCGUCUUCUGGAGACAAGCCUCCUCCCUCCAGACCCCGGUUUUUCAUCAAACAGAGGCUGGACUCUUCAGUCAUGAAUGGGACGGAGUUUAUUCUGUCCUGUGCCUAUCCAUCGGAAUACCCCAGUGUGUUACCUGAAAUAACAGUAAGGUGUUCAGCUCUUAACAGGGCCCAGCAGACAGAAAUCCAGACAGAUCUCCAUAAAUACCUCAUGGGAAACUGCCUGGGAGAAUUAUGUGUGCUUGCUGCUGUGGAAUGGGUGAAAGAAAACUUGGAGCAUUUCAUUAAGAAGAGCUUUUCAGCAUCACAGGCUCCAAAACUGGAGUCUGCUUCUCAACCCCUGCAAGAAGUGUUUAGCCGACUGUGGAUCUACAGUCACCACAUCUACAACAAGUCAAAGAGGAAGAACAUCUUGGAGUGGUCUAAGGAGUUGGGCCUCUCAGGAUUCAGCAUGCCAGGAAAGCCUGGCAUUGUGUGUGUUGAAGGUCCUCAAUCAGCCUGUGAGGAGUUUUGGUCCAGAGUGAAGGUUCUGACGUGGAAGAAGAUCAUGAUUCGACACAGAGAGGAUAUUAACCUUAAUCGCCAAGGCGAGGACAGCAAGAGUGUUGAGAGUAUAGACUCCCUGCGCAAAUUCACAUGCUUUGAAGAGGCAAUGUUUGACCCUCAUGGGAAUAGAGGCAAUCACAUGGACCUUGGACAGCUCUACCAGUUCUUAAAUGAGAAAGGCUGCUGUGAUGUCUUUCAGAUUUAUUUUGGCAUUGAAGGAAGGUAGUAGCCAAUGUCAGAGCACAAGUUGUGAUUAAAACAAAAUGACCGUCUUUUUCUUUAUUAAAUGAGCCUCAAUGGUGGAGAUGGUACAGAAAGAAUCAUUCUUAGAUUUUAGAGAUUGUCUACUUAUUUUUGUUAAAUUUACUUCCCUCUCUCAAAGAAGCUAUAUAAUGAUGUAAUCUGAAUCCUCUGAAGGUUGUCAGUUUUUUGUUGUGUUUUCAGAAAAUCAUAAUUGUGCUUCAGGUCAUACUUUGAUCUGGGUGCUACUGCCUUCAAACACCAUAAGUGGCUGAUAUGGGGGUUUUAAUUCAAAUACCAUUGUAAUAUCCCCACCAAUAUUCAAGAACAGCAAAUGGGGUGUAUGUAUUUUUUGGAAUCAGUUUUCUUUACAAACAGUUAACAUUAGAUACAGAAUAUAGAGUAUUAAAAUGAGAGACACCAGACCCUAUAAUGCAGACGAACUAAAGGUCGCUUGUAAAGCAAUCUGGGUUUCUUUAACACCUCAGCAGUGCCACAGGCUGACCACCUGCCACACUGCAUUGACACAGUGAUUGAUGCAAAAGGAACCCUUUUGAGUGUGAAAUGAAAUGUCAGUAUUCUAACUAUUUUGUAUUAAAAAUUCCUUUUUAUUACAAUUAUGUAAUAUUACACCUUUUUGUUUUUCAUUAGCAUCAGAGUAAACAGAAAUAAACACUUGAAUUAUAUCACUCCAAGUAAUGAAUCUAAAUAACACAGUUUUAUUUUCUGACUUACUCAAAUAAAGUAACUUUUUGAUUA
Girardinichthys multiradiatus is the source of this 2149-nucleotide messenger RNA. RefSeq names its product RWD domain containing 2B (gene rwdd2b). Gene Ontology annotation, molecular function: protein binding. The coding region runs from base 474 to 1376 and encodes 300 amino acids. NCBI's taxonomy places the organism in Eukaryota, Metazoa, Chordata, Actinopteri, Cyprinodontiformes, Goodeidae. The record is from RefSeq and is a predicted model, not a curated record. The transcript has 4 exons.